This is a messenger RNA of Myxocyprinus asiaticus (Chinese sucker), 3747 nucleotides long. It is a transcript of the gene lrrc18a, whose product is annotated as leucine rich repeat containing 18a. Gene Ontology annotation, molecular function: protein binding. The coding region runs from base 1966 to 2874 and encodes 302 amino acids. Lineage: Eukaryota; Metazoa; Chordata; Actinopteri; Cypriniformes; Catostomidae. The transcript has a single exon. The record is from RefSeq and is a predicted model, not a curated record.
CAAAAGAAUAAAUUGAGCAAAAAUAUACUAUUUGAAAUGUAAUGCUAUCAGAGCUGUUUACUUGUUAAUAAUCACAGAACCAAGCACCAUUGAAUUUGCUAAAUUCUAAAACAGUCAUCACACUCUUCUAAAACAGUCAUCAAAUAAGUCUUCUUUGGUUGCAUGGCAACAGGUCACGGAAUAUAAAGUUGUUAAUGGUUUUAAACCGAGGAGUGCCUGUCUUUCAUCAAACACAAGGGCCAUUGGAAGCAUACACACAUUCUUGUGGAAAUAAGGGUAAGCUUUUCUUCAAGUAGAUAGUUCACUCUUAAAGGAGUAAAUAGUGCCAUCUAUAGGUUUUGAAUAUAAACAGAGAACAGAGUCAAUUAUUUACAUAGAAGUUUGUUUGCCCCAUCACACAUUACUGAAUCUAAGGUUAGACUCUUACUCUUACUCCAGGUAACCCCAACAUGCAGAAUCACACCUUAUUAUUGAUAUGCAUUCAUGCAGAAGAUUUUACAGUGAAACAGUAACUAGUAAAACGGUUCUAAUGUCAGCUCCAAAUGACAUGCAAAUCAUUUACCACCAACUAUUUCCAUAUUAAAGAAAAGAGAGAGGAGACAGAAGAGAAAUUUCAGUCGAGGCAAUCGUGGACUGAAACUAUUCUUACACUGAAAAUUGUUGAUGUAUACUUCAAAGAACACUGUGGAAAUGUAAUCUGAGGGAGUGUACAAACACAAAUGCUGCAACACUUCUUUCCCCUCUUUCUUUUGUGUGGGCUCCUGGCACAGGACAAUAAAACUCCUGGACCCUGCACAUGCGUUGCUUGGCAACAAAGUUAAACAGGACACAAAGCUUCUUUUGGACUCAAGUCUGAAGAUCCUCCCCUGAUUCUCAAGCAAUUCAGUUCUUUGUAUGGACCUCUUUUAAAAAUUGUGAGUAAAAAAAAAACGUAUUUAUUCACCGGAAAGGGGAUUAAAUGAAUGCUGGGCAACAAUAGCUGGUUAGGGCAAAUUGAUGGUUUUUACAUAGUAUGUAAUCCGUUUACCUUGAGACUUUUCAAAAGAGUUUUGAUGAACAAUCUAAUGUUAAAUUUAAGUCAAACACUGAAAAUUUGGCUCCUGACUAAUUUAGUUUAGGUUUAGUAAUCACUGUUAUAACUUUGGCACAGUAUUAGAAAUAUGCUACUAAAAGACUAUGCCAAGUUUGUUGAUUGCGAGAUUUCUAAAAGCAGAUUUGCCAAUCAGCGAAUAUUGUUUUGGCUGUAAAUAAUUUCUGGUUUAAAUCAUGUAGCUGCUGCAUGUAAAUUUGAUCAUAUAUCACAACAACAACACCACCACCCAAUUUUAGUGUGGAGGGUUUCAAAAUCAUUGAAUCACAAACAACAUGAAGAUAGAUCAGCCCGAUGGUCAGAUCUGUGUAAUUGCACCUCUCGUAUGCAACGGAUUUAAAAACAAAGGUCUAAUAGAAACAGGAUGAACCAUAUUAGCCCAUCUACCAAUAUGAUUAAUGAGUCGCCAAAGGGCUCACAAUGCAGCCACUCCUCCUUUUUAAUGGGCAGAUAUGAGGAGAGCGAGUUGAAAUCUCUUUCCAGUGUCAUUUAUCAAAGUACUGAUUUGACUCUCUCCUCAGUCACACAGACUGCUAGCGCCGCCCUGGAUCAAUCAGCUGGAACGCAAGCAGCUUUAAUACAUCUUUCCCACAAUAUGCAUUCAGUCCUUGUUGUACCCACUGUUAUGUGGUAUUAGCCUUAAUUAGAGAAUGGCAUUAUACGAAAAGAUCCCUUUAGGGUGAACUGGGUGAGUGAGUCGUUCCCCAAAUGGCCCGACUCUUCCGUGCAUCCCCCAAAUACUGCCUCUGGGUAUACAUGAUACCUCCAUCCCUGAACAAACAACUGAACCAUCUCGUCAUUAAGUUGUACAUGUUUAAAGCUAUGAGGUCCUGAGAUAAUAAUUACAUGACUCGGGUUAAGACUUAACCAAAUUGAUGCCUCAGAAAUGCUUAACCAUUAAUCUGUGUCUGUACAGUUCCAUGGCUAAGGGGAAGAAAACAGGCUCAGCCCAAGGUACAAAGAUCACGUUAAAAAUGGCUAAAAAUGCUCUGCGAGUAACUCCUGAGGGCAAACUACGGCUUGAUCUCAGCAACGCGGGCAUCACCACAUUUCCCAAAUGCCUCCUAAAGUUAAGCAACAUAGAGGAACUUGAUCUGAGCCGGAACAAGUUAAAAACAAUCCCAGGUUUCAUCGGACAGUUCACCAGUCUCUGUUGGCUAGAUCUUCACAGCAACCAGAUCGAGGAGCUGCCUGAAAGCAUUGGACGCUUGGGAUCUCUGUGUCACCUCAACCUCUGUAACAACAAACUAGACUCUGCUGGUUUAUCGCCUGAAAUAGGAAGUCUGAGAAACCUCCAGGUCCUUAACUUGGGUAUGAACCAUCUGACCAGUCUCCCUCCCACCUUGGUUGCUCUGACAAACCUGACAGAGCUGGGUCUUUUUGAUAACAUGCUCACAGAGGUACCCGCGUGCAUCCACGUGCUGCCCAACUUGAGGAAGCUAAAAACCAAAUGCAACCCUGUGGCCUACACACGGGGUGACAGCAAAGACUCAGACUCUGCAAAGACCAUGGGAAAUCUGUAUUUGGUAAGAGAGGGAGAUUUGUGCCAACCAUGUCUAGAGAGAUGUAAGGAGAAGGGUCAAAGUUUUAAAAGGAAAAAGCUUUUUGAUAGGUCACAAAGGAAGAGUAAUUUUUCAGGACUAAUGUCACCAAACUCAGUAGCACGGGGGAAUCAAGAAAAUUGGCGGCUGCAGACUAAUAUCUCACCUCAAAUCUCCCAUAAAGAACAAGGCAGACCUGCUGGAGAUAUCAAUAAAUGGGCUUUUAUCAACCCUUAUAAGUAAUGCCAACAAUGUUUUAACAUUUGAAUAUUCUGCAUUCUCAUUAAACAAAACUUUGUCAACAAUAUGCAUCAAAUCGAAUUUCUUGCUGUAUGAUAAAAUGAUUGAUGAUAUCAAAUUCUGGACUUGAAGCUGAUGUGGGCACUUCAUCUAAAACUAUUUUUAACAGCAUUUUCUAAAUCUUUUGUAAUUACUUUGCACAUUUCCAUAUUAAUUGAGAGACUACAUGGAAUAUUUGUAUACUAUAGGACUAUUUAAAAUGAACUAGUGAGAGCAAAAAGGUGAUUAAAAAUGCUGAAACUCUUGGUGACUAUUGACAGCAAAUAAAAUACAGAUUUUCCCGUGUACAUUUUAAUCUAAAAUCUUGAUGCUGAUUAAAAAACGGUUGUGGAAAUGCUAUAUUAAAAAAAAGGACAAUUCUGAUAUUAAGUCCAUUAACUAUUCAGGAAAACUAAACAUGAUAAAACUAAGUUGAGAAAUUGUUUUAAUGGUAAGUAAAGGAGGAGUAGUUUGAACCAAAACAAAAUCUAAAAUAAUGAAUACGAAGAAAGCUAACAAAACUUUUUCAGACAAUUAACAGCUAUAAAAUCGUGAGAUGUAUUGGCUGCUUAUGACUUAAGUAACAGAGGCUGUUUUAAUUGGUAGAAAUUGCUGAAGAUGCAGUAACUGUAGUUUCAGUGUAAUGCCUUUACAUUGUUUAGGGGAUUGAGAUUCUUCCUGUCAAUACUUUAACCAUACACAUACAAGACUGCCUUUUCUGAAAACUUUGAAACAACAAAACACUGUCUGUUUCAAUAGAGAAGUAUCACAGUCUCUCUCAUCAUAGUGGCAGCUGUCUGGGAGAACUGGUAGAUAAUGGCAUUUUGUUCUCAACAG